Protopolystoma xenopodis is the source of this 309-nucleotide messenger RNA. NCBI's taxonomy places the organism in Eukaryota, Metazoa, Platyhelminthes, Monogenea, Polystomatidea, Polystomatidae. The record is from the annotation of a GenBank genome assembly.
AUGGUGUUUUUCACAUGCCUGACGAAAAAUCGACAAUUGGCAAUCCUCCGUCAGCAUUAUAGAAAGCAGGGUCCUAUAGCUUAUUUUGUUUAUCACUGUGACCUGGGCCCUGUAUAUGGAUUUCAGUGGCGCCAUUCUGGAGCUGAAUAUCUCGAUGCUCGUACAGACUAUACUGGGCAAGGUGUAGAUCAACUUUCCGAGGUAAUCAGAUUGAUCCGUGAACGCCCUUGGGACAGGCGCAUUCUCAUCGUUGCUUGGAAUUCUAAAGGUAAUAUCGUUUUCUUUCGAUUUAUGUACAGUCUUGUUUGA